GGGUCGGGGUGUUGGGCGUUGACUGAUUGCACGGGCCAGCUUGGUCUUUAUUAGAUGGCAGGUUUCUUGUACUUACCUCAAACGACUGUGGGUAGUUUGGUCCGGUAGAACUCGGGAUGGAAGGAAAAAGCUCGGGAAGCAGGGAAAGCACCUCCGACGCCGCUUUCGGUCUCCUAGUGCAUUUCGCCUCCGCGCUUCCACAAAGCGCUUCUCUAAUUUGUGUUGUUUGUUUGGGCUUCUGUUUUUGGAUCCCAAAAGCUCUAAAAACAUAAGUAGAAGCCCAAACAAACAAGGCCUCAGAAUCGUGGAGCGGCUGUUGCGGCGCCGCUGAUCCGCCCAAAACCGCCAGAAAUCGGAAGUGGCUGCCACAAAAUUUGCUAAUCGCAUAUGUGGCCGAAGCGGUACAUCCCUUUACGUCCAGCGGAUGAGCCGCUUACAUCCUGACUCAAAACCCCUUCCACUAUCGAGGCCAAGGUCCACCACUGCUCCUUCUUCCACCCGCCGAUGUCGAUUCAGUGGAGGGCUGCCUGGUUGUAGGUUCAGGGGAACAUGGCAGCCUCGAGGUUGCUCUACAUUGCCGUCGCUGACCACCACGGCCAUGGCCGGCGGAGCACCUUCCGCUACACCCGCCCCGUCCUGCAGAGCACGCUCCAGCUCGUGGGAUGCAAGCCACGCCACGCCUUCAACGUCCCCUGGCUAUUCGUCCUAAUUAAUGGUUUUCAUAUGUCUGUCUCUGUCUGCCUCGUCUCCCUGAGCUCAGUUCCCGAGUUAAUGGUAUACCAAAUACUGAAUGCUCUAGGAUAGGAUGGUCCUUGGUUACUUCUUGGUGACUUGAGUUUUGACUCAACGCCAUAGUAUCUGUAUAGCUGUCGCCAAGAUUCAGUUAUGGAAACUGCCUGCAUGUGUCCGUUUGCAUUGAAAUUGCAGAUGACAAAAGCCUAGCUGCAUACUUCCUCUAGUCUUCUUUAAUUGACUCAAAUUCAGUACAAAAUUGUACUAAAUUUGAGUCAAUUAAAAGAGACCGGAGGGAGUACUUCAUUAUAUAAUUCUUGUAUUCUGCAACAAGUCAGUUUGUGUUCCCUUGUCUGAAUUCCAAUUUUCUUACACUUUGUUUCACAGUUUCUGGAGGAACCAAUGCGCCGCAAACUCGUUGAGCUCCAAGGGCAUGUUUCAGUUCAUUCAAAGGAAAGGGUCUUCUAGGAAUCUGAUGGCUCUCCUUAAUACCGAUGGUUCAGUUGCUAAGGCAUGGCCUGUUGUUGCCGGUGACAGCAACGGAAACAUAAACGAUGGCACAGGAAGUGAGAAAUCUGUCGGAAAUCCUAUGUAUGGCCCAUUGCAGAUUGGGAAGGCAGAGGCUGCCAACCUUCAGUUUGGCUCUUUUGGGAUUAGUGCAUGGCCAAGUGAUACUGGAUGCACCAGACAUGCUGGUAGUGCCGAAGUAGAUAUUUAUCCUAAUGUUGCAGCUCACCAAAGAUGGCAGAUGACAAUUCCAAAGAGCUUGUGGUUAAGUACUCGGUGUUUGACAGUGAAGAAGAAGAAGGUGAUGAAACUGGCGAGGCAGAGACAAAUGAGGAUCUAACUGACGAAGAAAAGGACAUCCAAGAGGUAGUUGAAAAAGAACAUCUCUUAUCCUUCAUCUGAUCCUCCAGCUUUAUACACAGAAUUUACAUGGCAAAUGAAGUCAAUGACGUAAGUUUGUAGUUUGUUUUUCCCAUGUGCCUAAGUGCUAAUAGUGCAAUAGAAAAAAACAUAACUCAACUGAAUGAUCUAUACUCUAGAUGAACAUAUGAGUAUGAUGUGUUACAGUUCUAUGUACACGCCAUUCAGCUGUUGUGGUGCUGCAUUCUAGAGAUACAACAUUAUUGCAUCAACAGGAAAGCCAGUGUAUUUAACCAAUUAUCCAUUCCUUUGUCUUCGAUGAUAUUAUAUGGA
This is a messenger RNA of Lolium perenne, 1932 nucleotides long. Lineage: Eukaryota; Viridiplantae; Streptophyta; Magnoliopsida; Poales; Poaceae. The record is from RefSeq and is a predicted model, not a curated record.